AUGGCUUCGUGGCAGCACUUUCAUUUAUUCAUUCACUCACCACUCGAUGGAUACUACAGCAAAGGAUUGCAUGACAUUCGUCAAGAUGGUACGGCCGCUCUCACUCGCGAGGAGUGCCUUGACAUCUUGCACUUACUGGCGUUCUACAAAAGCAAAGGGGAUAAGACAGGUGGCAAACAUGGUUCAGUGGCACUCGGGAGGAACAUUGCUGCUGUGUGUGGUGUGUGGAACGAGUAUUGCAACUAUGGAACAGUCACCCAGGCUCAACCUGCUGCCAAGAGGCGUGGGAAGAAAGCCGGCUCAUCCUGCUACCAUUUGUCCAAGUCCAACGUGCUUGCUCGGGACUCGUUCGUCAAGGUGAUGCAUCAGUUUGUGGGUGAAUCUCCGAAAGCCAGCGUUGUGUACCUGUAUGAGUUAUUCAUCCACCAGCAUUACAAGCGCCACAGCGACAGCUUAUUCGACCCCAGCGAUGUUUAA
This is a messenger RNA of Aphanomyces astaci, 477 nucleotides long. RefSeq lists its product as hypothetical. The transcript has 2 exons. The coding region runs from base 1 to 477 and encodes 158 amino acids. The record is from RefSeq and is a predicted model, not a curated record. NCBI's taxonomy places the organism in Eukaryota, Oomycota, Saprolegniomycetes, Saprolegniales, Verrucalvaceae.